Molecule: messenger RNA, 12022 nt
Organism: Leptopilina heterotoma
Lineage: Eukaryota; Metazoa; Arthropoda; Insecta; Hymenoptera; Figitidae
Product: transformation/transcription domain-associated protein-like
Exons: 6
Coding region: 159-11579 (3806 amino acids)
Biological process (GO): DNA repair; regulation of DNA-templated transcription
Cellular component (GO): nucleus; NuA4 histone acetyltransferase complex; SAGA complex
Molecular function (GO): protein binding; transcription coregulator activity
Source: RefSeq, a predicted model, not a curated record
GGUUUAUUAUUUUUCAGGAGCCUUAAAUGGUAAAUAACAGAGUUUCAAUAAAUUUAAAAAUUACACAGUGUUUGCCUAUCUAUCACAAUAUAUGCUAAGACGAUUUUUCCAAUAAAUCAAAUGUUUCAACACAAUUGGCUUCUAUCAGGAAAAUAAAAAUGGACCGUUUGAACAAUGUGGCACGAACGGCACUCAAGUCCCAAAUAAAUACCUACCUCGUAUAUGUGAAUUGUUUGGGAGAUGCCAGUAAAGGAAACGAUGUCAAAUUAAGAUCAGCUCUGGAAAUAUCCGAAAGUCUCGAUAUCAUUGUACUCUUACCGCAAUAUCCAAUAUUUCUCGCAAGAUUUAUGAAAAUUAUCAAACCAAUUCUACUUGAAGGGACAAUACAAUUUAUCUCCGAGUACAGUAUUCAUCAAACAAGGAAAGUGAUUCUAGAAAUUUUAUAUCGACUCCCAACGGACGAAUACCUUAAACCGUACGUGUCAGACGUUUUGAAAAUUACUUUACAAUUACUGGAAAUUGAUAAUGAGGAGAAUAGUUUAAUAUGUUUGCAAAUUAUGUCGGAGUAUAGAAAAAAAUAUAAACCAACAUCAAUUAAGGAAGUUUUACAAUUUUUGGAAUUUGUCAAGAAAAUGUACACUGAAUUUACAAACAAUUUUGUGGAUGUAAUUCAAGCAAAAUCUUCUAUAACAAUAAGGAAUUUGGUGAAUUUAAAUAUUGAAUCAUCAUUGGCAAAAACGUAUAUUGUAACUGCUAUUCAUACGAACCAAAAGGACGAGGAUGGAAAUUUAAUUACUUAUAAUUUGAUACCGAGGACAAGAUUAUCAUUGAAGUUUCUGCAGAAAGUUCCUUCGUUUCUGAUUACUUUACGCUCGUUAUAUAAACAACAGACUGGGGAAAUUAUUAUGGAAAUUGUCUCUUUACUUGUGACUUUAAUUACUUUGAAGACUUGUGAUCCAAUUCCAGAUUGCAAUCGUGAAAUUCUGUAUGAGUUUGUUGGUCUACAGGUCAAGUGUCUUAUGCUUGUUUCUUAUAAUAUAAAGGAUUUUAUCGAUAUAAUUUUUGAAACGAGUGCUACUUUAUUUAAAGGAGUGGUGGAUUUAUUACGUGCCUGUCCCACUGAAGCAACACAUUUUCGUAAAGAGAUAUUCAUCUAUUUUCGCUAUCUCAUUCUCUCUAAAUUCCAACGACAAUUUAUUUCCCACAUUGAUCAAUUAUUGGACGAAGAGCUUUUAUUCGGUUCCGGUUUUACGGCCAACGAGACAUUAAGAUCAUUCGCUUUCAACGUAAUUGCAGAUUUUAUUCAUCAGGUACGAAACGUACUUUCUUUCUCUCAUCUUACGAGGGUUGUAAAUUUUUUCAGUAGACUACUCAACGACGCACGAUUACCAGUGAAUAUUGAAAAUCUAUCCUGUAAACUUCUUAACAAUCUCAUUCAGUGCGUGAUAAGUCGAUCUGAAUCUGAAGAUUAUUUUAAAGGACGAAAACUUUUACAGAAAAUACUCGAGGUUUUUGUCUUGAAAUUAGAAACAAUUGUUAAGGAUGUAAUUCCAAUUUUUGCGAGUGCUAAAACAUUCACCAAAACUUCGCAAAAUUUACAUCAAAAUAUUGUGGAGUACAAAAAUAUUAUCCGAUGGAUUAUACUUGGAGUGAAGGAAAUUGUGAUCUUUAAUUUCAGUGAUAAAUUCACGAAACAAUUUGAAUGGACCGAUGUCUUGUUAUUUUUACGAUUUUUCAAAUGGGGAAUGAAGUCAUUUAAUCUUUAUACAAUUGGUCGUUUGGCAAUGGACGCGAUACCAAAGAAGACUAAUAAGUUGAUUCAGUUUCAUGAGACGAAAUUAAAGGAGGAAAAGCAACUUGUAAAAUGUUUUGCAACAAUUUUUAUGUCAAUGGAUUUAUUGACGUUUGAGACAAUAUUUACUGGGGAAAUUGAUUUUAUCGUGAAUCAAGUGAUUGGGAAUAGGGACUAUUUGGCAAUUAUAAAUUAUCUUCUUUUGGAUCCGGGAAAAUCGUUGGUAUUCGGAAAUAUUAUGAUUGAAUAUCUUUUGGAGAAAAUGGAUCAAGUGGGAUCGAAACCGGAAAUAAGUGAUUUGUAUCUAACUUUAUUUAAGACGAUUUUUGGAAGUGUUGCAUUCUCUCCCGAGGAGAAUAGAGAGAUUCUUCGUUCGAAUCUUCAUAAAAUUGUUAAACGCUCAUUGGAUCUUGCUGUGAAUGCGAAGGAGCCUUUGAAUUAUUUUCUUAUUUUACGAGCACUUUAUCGAUCGAUAAGCGGUGGGACGCAGGAAAUUUUAUAUCAGGAAUUUCUUCCUCUUUUGUCGAAAUUAAUCGAGGAUUUAAAUAGAUUUCAAACGGAGUUUCAUAAGCAGGAGAUACAUGAAAUUGUACUUGAGCUGUUUCUUUCAAUACCGGUGAGAAUUGGUUUUCUUUUACCAUAUUUUGAAAAAUUGAUGAUUACGAUUGUUCACGCCUUGAAUGGAAAUGAUGUUUUAAUUGGUGAUGGUUUGAAAAUUCUGGAUAUUUGUAUCAAUAGUGUUGAUUUUUCUUUUUCGCAAGACUACCUGCAGAUUGUUGCCACUGAUUUGAUUGAGAGUCUCUUUAGGAUUGUACGGGAAUCAAAAGAGGAGUUAGCUCAGAAAGCUUUUGAAAUUCUGGGAAAACUUGGCGGGGAGAGUAGAAAAGUGUUGAUAAAUCCGCAGAAGUUACGAUUUGUUAAUUCGGAGAUUUAUCCGAGUGUUCGGGUCAGCUUCGAGAAUUCGGUAAAGAUAAAUUUGUCUGUGAAAAAAAUUAUUGAGACAGCUUAUUCAACUCUUAAUUCAACUUCUGAUUUAUUUUACAAACAACAAGCUUGGAAAGUGAUUAAUUCUUACUUGUCGGCUACUGUGAAAUUAGAAGAUGAUAAAAGAACGUUGAUCAAUUUGUUCAAUCAUCCGAGAUUCAAGGAAGAAAUUUUCCCUACUUCGUGCUGCGUUAAGGAAGAUUUGGCGGCGAAGGAAAUUCAGAAAAUUGCCUUAAGUGGACUCUUUAUCGCAGCUGCGGAAGAAACGUCCCUGGAUUCUAAUUUGCCGGUCUUUGAGACAAUGCUCUCGUAUGUAAGACACUAUACGAUGAUUUUUGUUGCCCAAGAAGUUUGCUCAAAUGUAAUGGAAGAAAAUAAAUACAAAGCUGAGAGGGAAAUUUUCCAAAAUCCUCUCGUUCUGAUCGAUGCCCUCAAGGAUAUUUUGAAGUACGAGAAAAAGGAAUUCUUCAAAGUCGCCUCCAAUGUUCUGGAAACUAUUCUAAAGACCGCGACCUCAAUCGUUGGUUCCCUGCAAAGAGUCUGUCAACUUCCCUUCAUGGAAUAUUUAUUCGAGAAAUUGACUUCUCUCUGCUAUGAGAAUCCUUGGUACUCAAAGCUUGGUGGCUGCAUGGUGAUUGAGUUUUUAAUCCAAAAAAUGCCCCUCAAGUGGCUUCUCACUCAUCUCCUUCCUUUCGUCAAAGCUCUUUGCUUCGUAAUCUCAGAUUUGAACGAAGGAAUCGGUAGCGGAACGAUCGGCGAAGCAAAAGCAAAUUUAAACAAACUACUUCGAGUUUGCUUCGAGCAGAAAAAUUCCGAUUUAGAAACAACACUUACUUCCGAAUUUGAAAACGAACACCUGACAGUUUAUGAAGUUCAAAAGAAUGAGACCGAUCGAGUGGUUCGAGAAUUAAUGCUGUUUGUCUCAUCCCCACGCACGAUUUUACGAAAAGAAGCUAUGAAUUUACUCUCUCUUUUAGCAGAGCUUCGAAAAGUGCCUCUAACCGAUAUGAUUCGUCCUCACAGAGAAAUAGUCGCAGAUUUAGUUCCUCCAAUGAAGAUUCACAUGGUCCGUCAUCCGAUUGAAGAUCAAAUUGGAAUAAUCGACGCGAACGGAUUUUUUCUAUCGUUCACUUCUUUAUUCGUCCUCGAUAUAUCGUUGUUAGAACACAAGUCUUUUUACGAAGAUCUUGUCCAGAUUAUCGAAAGAGAAGACAAUCAACUACUAAGAGAACCUUGUUACAAAGAUCUCUCUGAUUUCAUUCCCCUGAAAACGACCGCUCUUCGAACAAUCAUUCACUUCUAUUCCAUAGAAACUCUCCAGGAGAAUGUAAUCACAAUUUUCAUCAGUGCACUAAAAAAAAUCGAACUUCAGGAAACUGCUCUCGAGUGCUUGAAAAAAAUACCAAUCAGCGAAAAAAUGAAAGGAUUAUUUUUUGAACCAGUGAAAAAAAUUCUCGCUAAAGAGACUUCGAUAGAUCUCAAUUUCUUGACCUAUUUUUCAUACCUUGUGGAAAUUUUCCCCACCAGCAAUUAUCAAUUCUGUAACAGUUUGAUUCUAUACUUAGGCACUUGUUUCAAAAAUUUGAAAACUGAAUACUUGAAUAGAAAAAUAAAAGAAGAAAUAAAAAAAGACCUGGAGAAUAAAAUACGUGAACUGGAAAAAAAAUUACUAGAACCAGAGGCAGAAUCAUCCACAGAAGCGGAAAGGCAAACAUUGGAAGAAUCAAGACGAAAAAAUACGGAAGAGAAAAGAAUCAUCAUUACAAACUCGAAUGUCAUCCAACAACAGAUUUUGACCAUACUUCAAAUUUUUCAAAAAACGACCAUAGAUCUGAAGAAAUUUAUCCCAACUCUCUGUCGAUUUUUUUUGCAAUCAGAAAAGGAUCUUAUGAAUCAGAUUCAAAAUCCAUUUAAAGUUCCUUUCACUCGUUAUUUAUCACGAUAUCCAUCGGAUACUGUGGAUUUUCUACUGAAUCACAACAGUGUACGCUGUGAGGAAUAUGGACUAUUUUUGGAAUUUCUUCUAAACUCAGAGCAAGGGGAAGUUUUUAAAGAAACACUAAAGAGUAGAUCAAUUCGUCUGAUGCAAAUGUUUCUCGCUCCACAACAACCCGAUCUCCAUUUGGCUAAAGAAGAAAAAAUGGAAAUUCGAUUUCGAGCUAUACGACUUGUUUCAAUUUUGAUAGACUACGAUGAAAAUUGGUUCACCACCCAAACUCAACUCAUCACCGUCAUCAAGCAAAUCUGGUACAAAAAUGAGUAUAUAAAUUAUCACAAGGACAUUGAGAAUGUAAAAUCCAAUCAUUUAGUGGAACCAGAGAUAUUACUGAAAGUUUUCAUUCACUAUUUAGAAAAAAAUCCAGAAGAAUUUGAUUUUCUUUUCAAUAUCCUCAAGAUUUUUCGUAUAAAUUUCGUUUCUAAUGUCACGAUGCUCAGUGAUUUUAUAGAGAAAGUUAUUGCACAAACUUAUCAUAUUCAGUGGAAACGAACAGCUUUUUCGAAAUUCAUCUACAAUUUUCAAGGUAAAAGAGUGAGUGACGAAUUGAAGGCGGAUAUUUUACAUAAUAUCGUUUACAAGUGUUUUGAGGCGAGUUUCAAGAAAAAGGAAGUUUUCGAGAUAAUAGGAACACCACCAUCUCCAAAUACGGACGAUCCUAGAAAUUUGAUUUCGAUUUUUAUUAACAAAGUGAUUGAUAUCGAUAAUCCUGGUGAACUUGGUGAUCGUUUGCGAGUGGGCAUUUUUCGUUUCGCUUGCUUAUUGGUUGAUCACGCUGGAGAGUAUAUUCACGAUGUAAAUAUCAAACAUCAUGGAAUAAAGCUCAAAACAUUGGUAUAUUUCGCAUGGUCUUGUCUUUUGAAUAAAAAUUGUGUCGAUCCGAUCACCAAGUAUCAUGGUCAUUUAUUGUUGAGCCACAUAAUUCGAAAGUUUUCCGUUUCGAAAAGUAUUGUUGUCCACGUUUUUCUCAGUCUUAUGCAGGCUCACUCGAUAGAAACGAAACAUGUCGUGAAAGAGGCUCUAGAUAUUUUGAUUCCAAUUUUUCCCCAUCGAAUGGAAAGUGGCUACAGCAAACUCGCACAAUUGACGAGAAAAGUCUUGAUUGAAGAGAGCCACUCCAGGUACUCGUUGUCCCACUGUCUUCAAUUCGUAGUCAAGCAUUUCAAAGUCUACUAUUCGGUGCGUUACCAUCUAAUUCCGAUUCUAGUCAAUUCUAUAAAGAAGAUAACGGAAAUUUCUACCAUCGACAGCAAGAAAUUGGCGGUUGACAUUGCGGAGACGAUCAUCGAGUGGGAAAUUCAGGCGAAAAGUGAAGAAACAAGUAUUAUUGAUGUCGUCGGCAUUGAAUCGAGUAAUCAACUCCCAGACGAAGGCUCAUCAGGAUUUCGACGAAUUGUCCUACAGAAUAAUACUCCUCUAUUCACGACCCUAGAACCCCAACCGAUAAAACGAUUGGGAAAUUUCUACAUCGACAAAAUAUUGAAUUUCAUCCUAAAAUUGACAUGCGAAGUUCAUGAUGUUAACACAUUGCAAGGAAUAAUGGAAGAACAACUUGUAAAACGUUCGGCAAAUCUUAUCAAAAGGACUUACUCCUCCGAAGUUUGGGUAAAAGACGGAAAUGUCGAUUUCUCAUGGAUGAAUAAAACCCUCGCAGAGCAGGAUUCGGAGAAAAUUUACCGAAUUUUGGAACUAUUGAUCUUUCUUGUACGAGGACUUGGUGAAAAUGCAAAUCUUCACAUUUUUACCAAACUUGAAAGUGGAUUGACAAUGUGUCUCUCGAGUGAUGAUAGAAAAAUUCUCAAAUACCUGCAGGAAAUUCUGAGUAAUUUGUUAACAAUAUUUCCGAUUGAUCCAAUUUUGACGAAGGAAACACGUGACGAAAAAAUGAAACUUUUUUAUAAAUUCGUGAGAGUAGUUUUCAGGGAAAGAUUAACUGGUUUCGAAAGAAACGAAGCGGGGAUCGAUUCACUAGCUCCUUGUGUAAUGAUAGCGAAAACUGUCUACCUCAACAAUGCUGGUUAUCUAGAUCCGGUGUUAACUAAUCUCUUGGGGGUUUUUCAGAAAAUAUCACGAUUUCAUCUAGCUGGUGUUGGUGCAAAAAAAGAGGAAACGGAAUUACUCACCUUUCUCGAUAUACUUUCCAAUAGAUUCGAAGUAAUGUCGACGAAUAAUAGAAGAAAAUUCCUGACAUCUUUGGGUGUUUUAAUAGACAACACUCCCAAUCUACAAAUUAUUAGAAUUAUUAUCAAGUUACUGAAAAAUUGGGUAAAGGACGAAGGGAAUUUAGUUAGUGAAAAAUUCCCCAUAUUCAUCAAGAUGUGGAAAAAGAUUCAGAACUUCCCUGCAGAUUUGGAUUUGAGGAAUAAUUUCCUCGAUGUUCUGUGCUUGAUGUAUCAGAACAGAAAUUAUCGACAUGUAAAAUUAUCGACUGAUUUGGAACUUGCCUUCUUGGAGGGUUUACGAUCAUCGCAACCGCAUACGAGAAUCAAAUUUUCGAAAAUUAUGAACGCUGGAGUUGAACGAAGUGUCAAGGAUCGAUUGAGGUAUAUUUCUGAAAUCAAUUGGCAAUUGAUGGGAAGACAUUAUUGGAUCAAACAGUGUGUCGAGUUCGUGUUGAUUGUUGUCGAUCCGACGACUAGAAUUCAAGUGACACAAGAUAUUCUUCUACCAAGUGUUAAGUUCUCCAUAAAGGACGAUGAAAACCCAGGUCUGAAUUUAUCGGAUUUGAACGAAGCUCUCUCGAAAUUGGAAUCGAGUGUAGAUCUCUCGAAACUAGAUUCAAAUGUCGAUUUAUUGAACCUAAAAUCAACGGCUGAUCUUUUGAAUUCAGAAGUUGAUGAAUCGAAUUUGGAUUUAUUGAAUGACGACGACUACAAUAUGGAACUAUUUAAUUUAUACCCGAGUCUAGAUCUCUCGAAUUUGGACAUGAAUCUAGAUCUCUCGAAUUUUGAUCUCUCGUAUUUUGAUCCAAACACAAAUCUCUUUGAUAUGAACAUAAUUGAGGGGAAUACGGAGGGGAAUUCAAAUAUGAACCUAACGAUUUUAGAUACUGAUAUUUUGGAUACACUCCAAACUCCCGAGUUGGAUGAAAAUAUUCCCGGCGCUUCAGAAAUUAAUCCUCAACUCACGGAAUUUAUUAACAAGCACAUCAAGUUUCUCGACUAUCUGAAGAGUAUAAGAACGGAAGAAUUUUUAUCAGCGACGAUACAAUUGUGCCACAAGGAAUCGAGUCUUGCUGCUGAUGUUUGGAAGGAUAUUUUUCCUCAGAUUUGGAGUGGAGAGAUUGAUUUAACUCCGUUUCUUUGUGACAAAAGUCAUUUGGUACAGAAGGAUUGUCAACCCAGUGCGAUAGUUACUUUUUGCGAAGCUCUUGUUGGUUGUGAACCGGAAAUUUUGAAAACACCGAGAAUUAUUAAUUAUUUGGGAAAAACUUUCAAUGUUUGGCAUCAAAUGACACUGAGACUUGAAGAAAUGAUUGUGGACCAGGAAAAGUGCUUCCAAAUUCAGGAGAAUAAUUUUUUUGAUUUCGAUGACUCGGAUACGAAUUACUGUCUUGAAAUUCUAGACUCCUUGACAGAUUUGUACAGCAGAUUGGAAGAAGAUGACAUGUGGUCCGGACUUUGGCAGAAGCAUUCUAUUUACAAGGAGACAGUUGAUGCGAUAGCCUUCGAGCAACAGGGUUUUUUGAAGGAAGCACAAGAAACCUAUUCGAUAGCAGUGGAAAAACUUCGAACGGAUCUUCUAACAGUUUCCCUCUCGAAAAAAAUGCAAAGCGAAUCGGAACUAUGGGAGAAACGAUGGAUUCGUUGUGCUAAGGAGCUGAACCAAUGGGACUUGCUUCUAAACAAAGGUAAAACUGAACUCUUCAAUGAUCCUUUAUUUAUUUUCGAAAUUUGCUUCCUGACCUCCGACUGGUCCACGAUGAAGGAAUACCUCGAGAUUAACAAAGACAUCCCGUCCGAUCAACUCUGGAAAAUCGAGCUCUAUCGUGGUUAUCUAUCCACUAAUGGCGAGGAGAAAAAUUUGCCCCUCAUCGACGAACACAUUUCUAACGCAACAAAACAAUGCAUUCGUGAGUGGAAAAAACUCCCUAGACUCAUCUCUCGUUCCCACUUUUCUCUUCUUCAGGCAGCUGAAAAAAUCGCCGAUCUACGUGACGCGAAAUUUAUCCACGAGAAUUUGGACCCCAAUCAAACGGCGAACUUGAGGAAAAUAAUCUACACCUGGACACAACGAGUGCCGACAAUUGCUGACGAUCUCAGUCACUGGUCAAAUAUCUUCAUCUGGCGAGAAUAUCAAUACAAAUCAUUAAUUGCUUUCGCAACUUCGAUACCGAAGGAAAAAACACUAAAAUACUAUAUUCACACCUGGGCUCAGUCUGUCAAUAAUUUUAGUAAAAUAGCCAGAAAGCAAAAUCUCUCAUCAGUCGCUCUUGACUCACUGACUAGAAUUCAUAAAAUUGAAAGUAUUCCCAUAACCGAUUGUUUCGAGAGAAUCAAACAACAGGUGAAAUGCUACCUGAAAAUGUUCACCCACGGAGAAGAGAAUCGUCUAAAAAAUGCUCUCGACUGCAUGGAAUCAAUUGAAACGCAAUAUUUCGAAAAGAAAAUCACCUCUGAUUUCUAUUCACUAAAGGGAAAAUUGUACACACUUUUUGGGGAGUCAGACAAAGCAAACCAAAUUUUCUCCAAAUCGAUUAAAAUAAACGAGAAGAAUUCCAAUGCCUGGGGAUUGUGGGGUGAAUAUUUUGAGAGUGUUUUUCAGACCAAUACAGAAAGAACAGAAUAUACAAAGUCGGCUGUCUCUUGUUUUCUAAACGCCCUCAAGUAUUCCGGCGAGGAGAAAAACGAAAAAUGCAGAAAAUAUAUUGCAAAAAUUCUCUGGUUGCUUAAUUACGAUGACGAGGAAAUGAAUUUAUUUAAAUCAGUCAAUAGACUCUCGGCGGAAAUCUAUCCGGUUAAUUGGGUCUCAUUUAUUCCGCAAUUAUUAAAAUGGUUGCUUCGUCCUCCUGGUGGUGAAAUUAUCGAUUUACUGAAUAUUAUCAGCAGAAUAUUUCCACAACCAAUCUACUCGCAAUUAUGGACUCUUUACAUGGAACUUCAAUUUAAGAAAUUAAAUAAUAAAAAUCUUUCUAAUAACGACAAUUCAGAGAGAAAUCUAGAGAGGGAAAAAGAAAUUUUAAAAUCAAUUAACAAAUGCUCGCAGGUAAUGAGAAGACUUCUGUUGAUUUAUCCAAAAUUGUUAUCGUAUUUGGAGAGAACUUUUGAUCAGAUUUCGAUGUUUAAAGAAAAUUGGUUACAUGGGGUAGUGAAACGUUUGCAGGAAAUUUUAAUCCUAAGUUAUCGUGUUGCUUUCGACAAUAAGGAGAAUAUCAAUGAAGUUGCAUGUACUCAAGAAAUAAUUCAUCAUGUUGGAAAAUUAACAGCGAAUGUUCGUGUGGAAAUGGAAAAAAUUUUCAGUCAGAAUACAAAUUUUGGAGAAUAUUCAAUAUUUGGAAAAAUAAAUAAGGAAUUCGAGCAAGAUUUCAAGCUCGAUAGUUCAAGUGACAAAUUAUUGAUGAAUCUGAUAAAGAGAUUAAAAAAGUGGAUUGUAAUUUUGGAAAAUAACACUAAAGCUUCGUUGAGAUCUUUCCUACUUGAGAAGAAGUGUCAAUCUUUGUCGAAUUUCAAUUUUCAAAAUGCAGAAAUUGGACUUCCUGGCUCAACUCUUUUACCAAAGUUUUCUCACUAUCCGGUGACGAUAGUGAAAUUCAUGCCUUGGGUAGAAGUGAUUCAACACAAAUUCUCAAUAGCUCAUCGAAUUUCAAUUUUGGGAAGUGAUGGAAAACCCUAUGUCUACUUGAUAGUGUCGAAUGAUCAAUUUAUCGAUUUUAAUAGAAAUUAUCGUGUUUUGCAAUUGCUGCAAAUGUUGAAUUUAAAUUUGCAAAAGCAGAAAGAAACUUGUCGACGUUUUUUGCAAUUUACGAUUCCAAAAAUGAUUCCACUGAAUCCUCACGUGCAACUCAUCGAAGAUAAUCCAAAUGCAAUCGAUAUUUUGCAAAUCUAUAAGCAAAAUUGCGAAAAAAGGAAUAUUUUGCCUAAUGCUCCUAUUUCGAAGUAUUAUGAAUUAAUUUCAAGUAUUGCAGCAAGACGCAAAGGAGUUAAUAUGGAAAAUUUGAUGUCAAUUUUCAAAGAAGUGCAAAAAAAUCUCAUUCCAAAGACAAUUCUCAAAGAUUGGGCUGUGACAACUUUUCCGAGUUCGAUGGAUUAUUGGACAUUUAGAAAAAUGUUCAUCUCUCAAAUUUCUUUGGUUGUAUUCUCACAAUACGUCUUUCAUCUUACUAAACUGUGUCCUGACAUGAUGAAUUUAAAUCUCGACUCUGGAAUAAUAAACGUCAACUAUUUUACAUUUGAUCUUCAUGAAGCUGUAGGAAAAUUGGGUUUGAAUGAACUGGUUCCAUUUCGCUUAACACCAAAUAUCGCUGAAUUCGUCACUGACAUUGGCAUAUCAGGACCUUUGAGAGAAAAUAUAAUAGCCAGUGCUCGCUGUUUGGCGCAACCUUCUUAUCAGAUAAAAUCUCUCCUCCAAGCAAUAAUUAGAGAUGAAUUUUCCGAGGACCGUGUGAAUCAAUCGGUGGACACAACAUUUGUGGAAACGAAUAAAGAAAUAAUACGACGAGUGAUUGAAGUUGUCACAAGUAUUUCAACGAGACUAAAUUCCCUUGGUCAUUUUAGUGGAAUUGACAGCAAUGUAAGAAAUUUUUUAAAUAAUUCCAGGAAUGUCGAUAAUCUUUGCCAAAUGGAUCCGUAUUGGUAUCCAUGGCUGUAGUUAGAUUAGAAAUUAUUUUUAAAAAAGUUACGAUGAAAUCUUCAACUCAGGGGUAAAAAUUACUAAAAAGUUAAUUAUAUUAUUUAUUAAUCAAUUCCAUCAAUUUGUUAAACAAUGGAAUUUAAAUUUAAUUAGUUCAAGUUUCAGAGGAAGAGUUAUUCGUAAUAGAAAGUUGAUUCGUAAUUUAUUACAUAUCGGUUAUUUAACUGUAGAUAAAUAUAUAUUUUUAGAGAUUUUAAUAAUUUUAAUAUUUACAUUUUACAAGAAGGUAAAUAAAUUGAUCGCAAUUUAUAUUUUACAUAAUUAGAAGAUUAACUGAGAAAUUAGGUUUUGCUCAGUAAUGUGACAAAUAUUUUUUAUAAACCGCAUUUUUUAAUGUGUAAAUAAGACUGAAAUUACUUCGAAAUUUUUGAGAUAUUGACAAUACUUCGACUUCGCUUAAU